AUGCAGCGAAUGCUCAAGUCAGCAUGCCGUGAUGCCGCUUCUCUGACUGAGCAAGCCGAUGCGCUGAACGCAGUCGCCACCAGCUUGUGCCCAGAGGGUCAGCAGCUUCGGCCAGCAGUUCCAGCAGCACAACCCAAGCCCCAAGCAGCCCAGCCGUGCCAGCAACCGCUGCCGGCAGACGAAGGCGCUGGCAGUUAUCCUCCAGAACCCAGUCUGCAGACGGCGCAAACGGUACAAGGGCCAGAUGAUGCCGUUCAGGAGGCUGCGUCAACGGUGCACCAUGAGGAGAUCACUAAUGUCUCGAACGAGGUUUUGCGACUGCGCUUGCUGAAGAGCCAGCAUGAGGAACUUAAAAGCCAGCUGUCUCGAGCUGAAGCUCAGUUGCGACGACUUUCGCCACACGCAGUGUUUCAGCUGCGAUCGUAUUUGGAGAAGAACUUGCGCGAGCCAAGUUUGGCCAUGCAGGUUCAGGAGGCAAUCGUGAGGCUGAUGCAGUGUCUGCUUGCCAUCUUCAAGGUGGAGGUCCCGUCGCUCACGGCAGAGGCAUUGCUCAGCGGAGCUCGCAAGCUGUUCCGAGAUCCUCACAGUUUUACAUCGAAGCUGUGCGGCAUGGCAGCCUUCUCUUCGGAUGAGGCAAAGAAGUUGGCACCCUUCCUGACGUCCGGCUCUCAAUUUCGGCGUGUCCGAGAGAAAGAGGUUAACGAAUGCUACGAAGCUUUGCAUGGCUGGCUAUCGGCAUUCUACACCUACUCGAGCGUGUCCGAUCAGGUGGUCAUCACGGUGCAACAACUCGAGAAGCAAGAGUGGCUGCUUCGUCGGUUGAACAACCAGGCCGUGGACUUGCUUCUUGUGCCAGCGGUCCCGUCCUCCAGCGCCAGUGUGAGUGGAGGAGUACCUGCUCCGCAAGUAGCUUCGACGUUUGCUGCAGUGUCUGCUCGUACAUCCCAGCCGGUGCCAAGCCAUGCCAAAGCUGUGUCGUCUGCCCGAGUCACGGCGUCUCCCCUCACUCGAUCGAGGCGUGGGUUGCAGGGCUUUCCUGCUGGACCUACAGCUUUGAGGCCCGCCCUGGGAAGAUCCAGAGCGACGGCAGCUUGGUCAUCGGAGGUCGAGGGCACGCACAGCCGCUCCCAGUCACCAGUACAGGGAAGUGGAAGUAGCCGGGUCUCAGCGCGGCCUCGUGCCAUCUCCUCUGUGGCCUUCGGCAGCCCAGCGAUGGUUUCAGCGCGGUCGAAGGAGGCUACAUCUCCACCGAAAGCAGCUGCAACUGCGCCAAUCGGGCGUGCACGGGCGGACACGGCCUGUGGCAUCUUCGCUGGAAGCGCUUCAGCGGAGGGUCUCGCACGUGUUCAUUCAGACAAAGCUCUGACACGAAGUCCCAGGACAGUUGGAAGGCACGAUAGCCGCUCACCAUCACCCGGAACUGGCAGAGCGUCUCCGUCUGUGCCGCAGCGCAUGAGGGGUCCACCUCAGACCUUUAAGGUCCGCCGCGACGCACGGCCAAUUUCGCCAUCUGCUUCCGAG
Molecule: messenger RNA, 1521 nt
Organism: Symbiodinium sp. CCMP2456
Lineage: Eukaryota; Dinophyceae; Suessiales; Symbiodiniaceae
Source: the annotation of a GenBank genome assembly